Molecule: messenger RNA, 2370 nt
Organism: Priceomyces carsonii
Lineage: Eukaryota; Fungi; Ascomycota; Pichiomycetes; Serinales; Debaryomycetaceae
Gene: CDC47
Product: DNA replication licensing factor MCM7
Exons: 1
Coding region: 1-2370 (789 amino acids)
Biological process (GO): DNA replication; double-strand break repair via break-induced replication; DNA replication initiation
Cellular component (GO): nucleus; MCM complex
Molecular function (GO): ATP hydrolysis activity; single-stranded DNA binding; ATP binding
Source: RefSeq, a predicted model, not a curated record
AUGUCAGCAACAUCUACGGUGUUACCGACUAUUCAAUUGAAUGUUAAUUAUGGUGAGAUUAAGAACUCGAUUAAAGACUUUUUGACCACGUUUAAGGCAUCUAGUAUAAUUGACGAUGACUCGAUAGAUAUAGAUGAUAUUCCUCAAGGGUCAAAGUAUAUGAAUCUAUUACAACGUGUCGCUAAUAGAGAGCUCAGUACUUUGUAUAUUGACUUAGAUGAUGUUAAGUCAUAUCAUACUAAUCAAUUUGAGCAGUCGCAGAGUUCAGUCAACUUGGUUUCAUUCAUCUUAAAAAAUACCUAUCAUUUCGUGGAAAUGUUCUGCAAUGUUAUUGAUGAGUUGAUGCCGAAGCCGACCAAGGAUAUAUCGUAUAAGGAUGACGUUCUCGAUGUAAUUUUACAUCAAAGAACACUUCGUAAUUUAAGAUUACAGCAAGAUAACAAUGAUGAAUACAAUAAUUUGCGUGAAGGAUUCAAUGAAAAUGAUGAAAACAGAAACGACAAUCAGCAAGCUGAUAAUAUGUUUCCUCCAAAAUUAACUCGCCGUUAUCAUUUGUAUUUCAAGCCUUUGUCCUCUGAUCAUAAAAGUUUAUCUGUGAGACAAGUCAAGGGAGGAUACGUUGGAAAAUAUAUCACAAUUAGAGGAAUCGUCACCAGGGUUUCUGAUGUCAAACCAAGUGUCUUGGUUAUCGCAUACACAUGUGAUAAGUGUGGUUUCGAAAUUUUUCAAGAGGUGACGUCAAAAGUCUUCACUCCUUUAUCUGAAUGCACAUCACCUGUUUGCAAGGCUGAUAAUAACAAGGGUCAGUUGUUCAUGUCCACUAGGGCUUCAAAGUUCUCCAGUUUCCAAGAAGUUAAAAUUCAAGAAUUAUCUAACCAAGUUCCCGUCGGACACAUUCCUAGAUCCCUCACAAUCCAUGUUAACGGUGACUUAGUGAGACUGAUGAACCCUGGUGAUGUUGUGGAUGUCUCUGGUAUUUUUAUGCCUUCUCCCUAUACUGGAUAUAGAGCUUUGAAAGCUGGAUUAUUAACAGAGACUUAUUUGGAGGCUCAAUAUGUUAAACAACAGAAAAAGCAGUAUGAGUCGAAUGAAAUAACGAAUGAGGUGAAGUUAAAAAUCAAGAACCUAGUGAAAUCUGGUGACAUCUACAACAAGCUAGCCAAGUCUAUUGCCCCAGAAAUAUAUGGGCAUUUGGAUGUGAAAAAAGUGCUUUUAUUGCUUUUAUGUGGAGGUGUUACGAAAGAGAUAGGCGAUGGUUUGCGGAUUAGAGGAGAUAUAAAUGUUUGUCUUAUGGGUGACCCUGGUGUAGCUAAGUCCCAAUUAUUGAAGGCAAUUGGUAAAAUUGCACCUCGGUCCGUCUACACCACAGGAAGAGGAUCUUCUGGUGUUGGUUUAACUGCUGCUGUGAUGAGAGAUCCAAUUACAGAUGAAAUGGUAUUGGAAGGAGGUGCUUUAGUUUUAGCUGAUAAUGGUAUCUGUUGUAUCGAUGAGUUUGAUAAGAUGGAUGAGUCAGAUAGAACCGCAAUUCAUGAAGUUAUGGAACAACAGACUAUUUCGAUUUCCAAAGCUGGUAUAACCACAACCUUGAAUGCUAGAACAUCUAUAUUAGCAGCUGCUAAUCCAUUGUAUGGAAGGUAUAAUACCAGAUUAUCUCCCCAUGAGAAUAUUAAUUUACCUGCUGCAUUAUUAUCAAGGUUUGAUAUCAUGUAUUUGAUAUUAGACCAUCCUUCCAAAGAGAUGGACGAAAGAUUAGCAAACCAUGUCGCUUAUGUGCAUAUGCAUAACAAACAACCAGAGCUGGAUUUCGAGCCUCUAGAUUCUACCACCAUCAGACAAUAUAUUUCAAUUGCAAGAUCUUAUAGACCGGUUGUUCCAAAGGAAGUCGGAGAUUACGUUGUUCAAUCUUACAUUAAUAUGAGAAAGGAGUCCCAUAGGAACGAAGGUUCAGUUAGAAAAUUCAGUCAUGUCACUCCUAGAACUCUUUUGGGUAUUUUAAGGAUGUCACAAGCUCUUGCAAGAAUCAGAUUUGAUACCGUUGUUACUGAAGAGGAUGUCGACGAAGCUUUGAGGUUGAUUCAAGUGUCAAAGUCGUCUUUGUAUGUCAAUGACGAAAAGAUUAGAGAGGAUGAGUCUUCUACUUCCAAGAUAUACCAAAUCAUUCGUGGUAUUGCAAUGGGUGAUGGAUCCAAAUUCACUUCUUCUCUUCCAAUGAAUGAACUUAAACAAAGGGUCAUCGCAAAAGGUUACACGGUCGAGCAAUUCACCGACUGUAUCUUAGAAUAUGACCAUAUUGGAGUAUGGCAGCAGAUUGAUAAUGGAGAAACCUUAAUGUUCAUUGAUGGUGACGAUGAUCAUGAUAUGGAAGAGUGA